AGAGAGGGACAGCGAGAGGGAUGGAAAGAGGGACAGUAGAGGGGUGAAACUGGCGUGUCUCUGGACAUGCCAGUCCUACAGCAAUGACUCAUCCGUCACCCACUGGACUUACACUGGAUUUUAUCUUUGGUGCUUGAUGUGGCUUUUCUUCUUACCUAAAUGUUGUCACUGGACAAAAUGCACUCCCGAGCCAAGUCCAGGAGCUGUGACAACUACCUGAGCAUUAAGGACUCUGAGUCCCUGGACAGUUGUAUCCAGAGCACCCUGUCUGCACUGUACCCUCCAUUCAGUGCCACCGCGUCCACCGUCCUGUGGCAGCUGUUCAGCGUGGUGGAGAGACAGUACCGUGGGGACGGACUCCGAUGCCUCAUCGACUUCCUACUUCCUGCCAAGAGGAUCCUGCAGAGCAUCCAACAAGAGACUUGUGUGCGUUUCCACGGCCUGCUGUUCUAUCAUGAGGGUUGGCCCCUCUGCAUCAACGAGAAGGUGGUCCUGCAGCUCGCCCCUCUCCACAAGGUCCGUCUGAAGCAGGGAGACUUCUACCUGCAGGUGGUUCCUCUGGGCCGCAAGGCUGCCAAGCUGGUCAUAAAAUGUCUGUCUGCCAGCGGCCAAGCCAUCGCAGAGAUCCCCAUCCCGGAGAACAUGUACGGCAGCGUCUUCACCGCUGACUUCCUGCAGAAUGUGACUCGCGAGCGCAACCUCCACCCGCUCCAGAACUGGUUGCUCACCACCGGCACCGUCGUGUACCGGACGCCGUGGAAGAACGUGGUGAAUCCUCUGUUCGUCAGCAGCACGGCCGACGCCAUCAUGCAGGCACGGGGCGGUAGCACGGGCUUCCGUGGCCAGCUCAGCGCCUGCAGUACCAGUGGAUCCACGGGAACCCUAGACUCCCACCGCAGCUCCCACGAGUCACUACAGUCCCAGGGGGCAGACUCAACCUUCUCAGAGCCUGCUAUCCUGAGCAGGCGGGUCCAUGUUAUGGACCCCAGCAGCAUUAGUAGGAGGUCCCAACAUGAUCCCAACCCAGGACUUCACCUGAUGGAGAACCACAACCAAAACCACAGCCUGAGAGCAGCUCCUGACUCUCACUUCUGCAGCCCACAGACAGACAGGCUGGCUGGGGAGGGUGGUGGUGGUCCGGUACAGGGCCAGAGGGAGGGGGAGGAGGGCCAGGGUGGGACCAGAGAGAGGACCAGGACCCUGUCGUUCAACACCGACCUCAGUAACCCCAGCCCUCGCCGCCCCCGCCACGCCAGGGACUCUGUGUCCUUCGAGACCCGGAGACUGUUCCGUAAGUCCUACAUGGAGGCCCUGCAAAACCCCAUGAACCUUGGCUCUAGCUCAGAGUCCAUCCUGGAGGAAGGACCAGAGAACAGCCCUGCAUGCCCAGGUCUCAGCCCUCUCAGCUCCAGAGAGGACACCUCAUCCCCAGCCGCGACCCCUGGUAGCAGCCCCUCCACCCCCACCACCACCCAGAGAGAGCAAGGGCCUCGUGGGGCCAGGCUAGGGGGGGCCAGGGCAUGGCUGGGUGGGGACCCCGACUCCCCCCGACUCUCUCCCAGCACGCCUCUCCUGUACCUCCAGAGGGGUCUGAGGAACGCGGGGGGCCUCGAGAACCGGGCUGAGAGGCGCUCCAAGUCUCUGGAGAGGACUAACAAGGUGGCCCAGGUCAAAGGGCACCGGGCGCGCUCCUCCUCCGGGGGCUCGGCCAGCAGUGGAGUCCCCUCACCAAAGAAGCUGAUGAACGGAUACGCCCUGCGCUUUGGACGGCUGGACCUGGAGGCUGCCUUCUCCAGCUCAGACAGCAGGAGAAGUGUCAGAGACGAGACAGCGAUCCAUGAAGGUGGAUCCAGCACUGACCCCAGGCGGCACAGCCAUGAUGGAGCACAGUCACACCAUCACCCCCCCAAACCUUCUAAUGAAGUCCUCAUCCAGCUGGCCCCAGCCCCAGGGUCAGGGUCCCCUCCUAACUGUCACCUCCACCUCCCCAGCCUGGUGUCAGAGGUCAACCCCGAACUACUGGCCUCUGGGGCCAUCAUCUUACCUGGUAACAGAGACCUCGGCGGGCGUCCGGUGCUGCAGGUGUGCACGCGGGGGAGGGUGUGGGCUGGGGAGAGCUGCACGGCCAAAAACCUCACCUGUCUACUGGGUUACUACUAUUCAACGCUCCGUAGCGAGAGGCAGGAUCAAGGCCUAACGGUGCUGGUGGACACCAGGAGACAGCAGCCCAGUCCUGCUCUGUUCUCGUCUCUGUCUGAACUCCAGGUGUUAUUACCAAAUGCACUUUACUCCGUUCUACUGCUUGUGGACAAGGAGGCAACUAUCAAGCCUGAAAGAGACAUUACUAAUGUACAGACUGAGCUCGUGACGUCUCUGAAGACCCUGUUGAAGCACAUAGACUCCAGUCAGCUCACUAGAGACCUGGAUGGAACAUUCCCCUACGACCACAACCACUGGGUCACCUUCAGACAGAAAAUUGAGCCUUUUGCCAGCAGUUGCAGCGUGGCUCUGUCCUCCCUCCAGUCUUCUAUCGCAAUGCUGAGCAGCAGCAGCAACCUGGAUAGCACUAAGGAGGUAUCGGAGGUGCUGGAGCAGCAGCGGUCUCUGAUGAAGUGUGUGUUGGAGGACACCAGUCUGAACAGACUGAGGCUGGAGGGAGGAACAGUCCUGGCCCGUAUCAGGAAGGACGAGGCCUGUGAGAACCACAACUACAGGGAUGCAGUGGACAUGGUGAAUGUCUUGUAUAACCAGGUAGAUGAGGAGGUCCAUAAACUGGUGAUCCUCUCCAACAAGUCCCUGAAACAGCUGGAGAGUCUGCUGGAGGUCCGCAGGUUUGAGGAACAGACAGAGCAGAUCAAAGUAUGGUUCAGUGUGGAAGGAGCGAAGCACAUCACUCCCUUGGACUCUCUCCAUCUCUCUCUGGCUACGCUCAAAGACAUGAGGCAGAGUUUGGAACAGUUCUUUGAGGAGUCAGUUCAGCAGCAGAAGCAGGGUUUACUGCUAGUCAGGCAGUCAGGGGAGUCUCUCCCCAGCUCGGCCCUGCUGGACUUCAAACAGCACCUGGGAUCCAUCCUGGGCGGAGUUGAGAGGAGGAAGCACCAGCUAGACAUCCUCACCAACCUCUACGAGUUCUACGACUCUGCUAACCAGUGGAUGGAGCACUGCCAGGACUACUUCAGGCAGCUGAACCUGGAGGACAGUGGUGUGAGCCUCCCUCCUGCAGUACUUCAGAUCCUCCAGGACUAUCAGACUGAGGCCUCCAAGUUCUCCCUGGACAACUUCAGCACCCUCAGUGACAUGGUCCUGUCCCUGGAUAGCCCCCGGCAGACCCAGCAGUGGAACGUCCUGUGGACCAAGUGUCAACAGACCAAGAACCAGCUGGAGGAAACCCUGGCCCAGGCCACAGCAGCAGCUACUGCAGCCUCUAACUCUUCAGCCUCUAAAUCUGCAGCCUCUAACUCUGCAGCCGGAAAUCUAACCACAGACCCCUCAGAGACUGCAGACAGACAGGGGGGCUGCACUCACACAGAGCAGCACGGGGCUGCUGCAGAGGACCUUGUUUUACCUGAGUUGCCCACUCUAGGGUCAAGGGUCAUGGUGUCAUCACUGGAGUUUGAGGAAGACACCAAGCUUCACUCCGCAGGGCACUUCUCCUCCAAUUCCAACAACAACAAGAGCCCUUCCUCCUCCUCGUCCUGCUCCUUCACCUCCUCCUCCCUCUUCCCCUUCCCCCCCGCCCCAGAGGGAGACCCCCUCUUCAAGCUGCGGCAGAGCCCCUCUCUGUUCGACGACACGGACAGCGACUGCACCAUCGACUCCCUGGGGGCCGCCUCCUGCUACUCGGAGCCUGUCUAUUCGUCCUCUGGGACGCCACUCCACCAUCACCACCAGCACCAGCAUCACCACCAGCACCGCAAACAGCCGCUCAAGAAGAUCAUGAAGAAGACGCUGAGCUAUGAGCUGACGGCGGCGCAGGACGGUGGCGGUGGCCAUGUUGACACCAGCCACCUGCAUGGCUACACGGGGGUGUACAUCAAGGGGCUGGAGGUGGCCAACAACGUGUCGGUGGAGAAGAAGCUGCAGAGGCCUGACGUGGUGAGCCCGGCACUGGGACGCAGCCGCAGUAUGUCCUCCCCCACCAGACACUCAGAGGGAGACGGAAAGAAGCAUAGCAGUAAAGUGCAGCACAUCAUGGAUGAGAUGAUCUCCACGGAGAGGGAGUAUGUGCGUUCCCUCAGCUACGUCAUCGAGCACUACUUCCCAGAGAUGGAGCGUCUGGACCUGCCUCAGGACCUCUGGGGGAAACGCAGCAUCAUCUUUGGCAACAUGGAGAAACUGUGUAACUUCCACUGCCAGUACUUCCUGAAAGAGCUGGAGGCCUCUGCCCACUCUCCCCUGUCCAUCAGCAGCUGCUUCCUCAGACACGAGGAUCAGUUUGGAAUGUAUGCUCUCUACAGCAAGAACAAGCCGCAGUCUGACGCUCUACUCACCAGCCACGGGAACGGAUUCUUUAAGAACAAGCAGUUGGAGCUGGGUGAUAAGAUGGACCUGGCGUCCUACCUGUUAAAGCCCAUCCAGAGGAUGUCUAAGUACGCCCUGCUGCUGAAGGACCUGAUCAAGGAGUGUGGUCAUUCCCAGGAACAGGAGCUCUCUGACCUCCGCACCGCAGAGGAGAUGGUCAAGUUCCAGCUGCGCCACGGCAACGACCUGCUGGCCAUGGACGCCAUCCGGGGAUGUGAUGUGAACCUGAAGGAACAGGGUCAACUGAGGUGUCAGGAUGAGUUCAUCGUGUGGUGCGGCCGCAGGAAGUACCUCCGUCACGUCUUCCUGUUCGAGGACCUCAUCCUCUUCAGCAAAACCAAAAAGAUAGAGGGAGGAUACGACCUCUACAUCUACAAGCAGUCCUACAAGACGGCAGAGAUAGGAAUGACAGAGAGCGUGGGCGACAGUGGGCUGCGUUUCGAGAUCUGGUUCCGGAGGAGGAAGUCCCAGGACACGUUCAUCCUACAGGCCAGCUCUGGAGAGGUCAAGGCUGUGUGGACUGCCAUCAUCGGAAAGAUCCUCUGGAGGCAGGCGCUACGGAACAGGGAGGUGCGCUUGAAAGAGAUGGUUUCCAUGGGGAUUGGCAGCAAGCCUUUCAUGGACAUCAAGCCUAGUGAUGCUGCCAUUAGUGACCGAGCCAUUGACUACAUAAUGAAGGGGUCAGAGUCGAGGACCAGGGCAUCCAUCGCGGUGUCCUCCUUCGACCACUCCACACCCUUUAAGCGGCCUCACUCCACCAUCUCCAACAGUAGCACCUCCUCUUCCUCCUCCCAGUCCUCCUCCUCACUGCUGGGCUCCCUCAACCUGCACCUGUACCCCUCGCCUGCCCACCAGCACCCCCACGCCCUGGGCAGCGUACCCUCCUUCAGCCACUGGCCCUACGACUGCAUUGAGGAGGACGAGCUGGAGCAGGACACUGGCAGCCAGCCUUCUAUGAUCACAGAGAGCUCGGGGGAGACAUCGUCCCAGUGUAUCUCCAGUGACAGUGUGACGGGGCUGAGCAGCCUCGCCCUCCCCAUCCCAGGCCACGGCCGCCCCAACAUCAUCAUCAGCACCUUCCCCAGCGACUCCACUUCCUCCUUCCUGUGUUCGUCCACGCCUCUCGGCUCCUCCCACCCUCAGAUGGCCCCUCCCCCAGCCCCGUUCCCUAAGGACCAGGACCUCCAAGCCCAGGGCAGCAUCUUCAUCACAGCAAGCAAGACCUCUCAUAUUACAAUAGGCCUCUCUACAGUGGUCUGACUCACAGAGAGAGAGGGCUUUUUAGCUCACUGUGAGGCCACUGCACUGAGAACUGGUGUUACGGAGGAUCAGUAAGGACUUGUGAGUGAGGAAGCUAUACUGUUAAGCAUGCACAGUGGACUCUACUGUGUCUCUACUGGACUACUGGACUCUACUGUGUCUCUACUGGACUACUGGUCUCUACUGGAUUCUACUUUGUCUCUACUGGACUCUACUGGUCUCUACUGGACUCUACAGGACUCUACUGUGUCUCUACUGACCACUCUGACAGCAACAGACACACAACAGACCACUCUGACGACAACAGACACACAACAGACCACUCUGACAGCAACAGACACACA
Coregonus clupeaformis (lake whitefish) is the source of this 6125-nucleotide messenger RNA. Its product is annotated as pleckstrin homology domain-containing family G member 4B. NCBI's taxonomy places the organism in Eukaryota, Metazoa, Chordata, Actinopteri, Salmoniformes, Salmonidae. The transcript has 25 exons. Bases 160 to 5781 code for a protein of 1873 amino acids. Gene Ontology annotation, molecular function: guanyl-nucleotide exchange factor activity. The record is from RefSeq and is a predicted model, not a curated record.